AUGGCUCCUACUUUGUCGCAACAAUACCUAAGCACACGAGGUGCUGAGUACGGGCUCUCGUUCGAAGAUGUCGUCCUCAAGGGUCUUGCCAGUGAUGGCGGCUUGUUCGUCCCCGAAGAAAUCCCAACGCUGCCCGCCUCGUGGGAAGCCGAGUGGCGCAACUUGAGUUUCGAGGACCUCGCCUUCGAGAUCAUGAGCCUGUAUAUUUCUCAGGAUGAGAUCCCCGCCGACGAUCUCAAGGACAUCAUCAAGCGGUCAUAUGCUACUUUCCGCCACCCUGAGCGCACCCCAUUGUUCGAUCUCGACUCCAAGCAGGGCCUCUACUUGCUUGAACUUUUCCACGGCCCUACCUUUGCAUUCAAGGAUGUUGCGCUUCAGUUCCUGGGAAACCUCUUUGAGUAUUUCCUUGUUCGCAAGAACCAGGGCAAGACCGGCAAGGAUCGUCAUCACCUCACCAUUGUUGGCGCCACGUCUGGUGAUACCGGUUCCGCUGCUAUCUAUGGAUUGCGUGGAAAGAAAGACGUAUCUGUCUUCAUCACAUUCCCCAAUGGCAGAGUUUCAAGCAUACAGGAAGCUCAGAUGACCACCGUGUUGGAUGCAAAUGUACACAACCUCACCGUGGAGGGAUCGUUUGAUGACUGCCAGGAUAUCGUCAAGGCUCUCUUCGCUGAUAAGGACUUGAACUCCACCCACAAUAUCGGUGCCAUCAACAGCAUCAACUGGGCCCGUAUCCUGGCGCAGAUGACAUACUACUUCUACUCCUAUUUCUCCUUGACCAAGUCCUCGUCUUUCGUGCAGGGCUCCAAGGUCCGCGUCGUCGUCCCCUCUGGUAACUUCGGCGAUAUCCUCGCUGGCUGGUUCUCCAAGCAGAUGGGUCUCCCCGCCGACAAGCUCGUCAUCGCCACCAAUGAGAACGACAUUCUCGACCGCUUCUUCCGCAGCGGCGGCCACUACACCAAGAAGGCUCUCGACGCCUCCACCGACGGCGUCAAGGAAACCCACAGCCCCGCCAUGGACAUUCUCGUCAGCAGUAACUUCGAACGUCUCCUCUGGUUCCUCGCCUUCCGCAGCGCCAACGGCAACACCGACUCCGAACGCCGCCAGCACGCCUGUGAGAGUGUCAGUAAGUGGUUGAACGAGCUCAAGUCCCAAGGCGGCUUCCAGGUCCCCGCCGCUGUUCUCGACGGUGCCAAGGCCGACUUCGAGAGUGAGCGCGUCAGCAACGAUGAGACUAUCUCUACUAUUCGAGACAUAUACUCUUUCUUGCAAUGGCUAUGUCCUCGAUCCUCACACUGCUGUCGGCAUCGCGACUUCUCGCCGCUCUAUCCAGCCGCCGUCGACCUUGCUCUGCGCGCUGAGAAGGGCUAUGACUUCACUACCAUCCUGCCAGAGGAAUUCAUUGGUCUUGAGCAGCGUGAGCGUCGCGUUAUUGCCGUUCCGGCCGGCGCGGGCUGGGAGGGUGUUAAGGAAAUUGUUAAGGCCGAGGUUGAGAAAGAGCUGCAGGGUUUACACUAA
Molecule: messenger RNA, 1515 nt
Organism: Penicillium maclennaniae
Lineage: Eukaryota; Fungi; Ascomycota; Eurotiomycetes; Eurotiales; Aspergillaceae
Product: threonine synthase THR4
Exons: 5
Coding region: 1-1515 (504 amino acids)
Biological process (GO): L-threonine biosynthetic process
Molecular function (GO): threonine synthase activity; pyridoxal phosphate binding
Source: RefSeq, a predicted model, not a curated record